Messenger RNA from Physella acuta, 2139 nucleotides. RefSeq names its product guanine nucleotide exchange factor for Rab-3A. The record is from RefSeq and is a predicted model, not a curated record. Gene Ontology annotation, biological process: exocytosis. Lineage: Eukaryota; Metazoa; Mollusca; Gastropoda; Physidae. Gene Ontology annotation, cellular component: Golgi to plasma membrane transport vesicle. Gene Ontology annotation, molecular function: guanyl-nucleotide exchange factor activity.
CGAUGGUCUUCCUUGUUUUUACUUUUAGACCACGAUCUUCCAUCGUUAGCCCAGGCCUAGAGUAGAGGUCAAGAUCCAGUAUUCUGUAUCAUUCCCCCCCCCCUUCUUUUCCUCAAUCGACAAACAUUCCUUCGGUCUGAGCAUGCGCAUGAAGACUUGACCUGACAGGGAUAGUAAAAUGCCUAAAAGUCACGAUAUUCAGUCAUCUUGUUUAAAUCGGGAUCAUCAUAUUAUUGAGUCAAAAGGAGCUGAGCUGAAUAGGGUCAGUGUUGGUCGAAGCAAUUCUGCUCCGCAAGCACAAAAUAGAGCUACCAAGAUCAAUUCCAAGCCAAUGAUUCAUUCCCCGUUAGACGUUUCACCAAAAUCGCCACAAACCAAUGGAAGCAAAAACUUGCCCAUCUUAUCUGAUGGUAUCAUUCAUGUGAACCACAACCAGGCAGCCCAGGCAGCUGCUACUGUCUUAUCAUCCCACGAACUUUACACCAACAGCUCUUCACCUCACACAUCUUCCACACCACUGUGUGACUCUCAUCACUCACCUUCAUCUACAAAACGCUACUACCAGGAAUCUGAGUCAAUGUUUAACCUUGAACCCCAGCCAGAUGAUGUGUGGCAAAGAAGAGACAAAUUUGCUUCAUCACUCGGUCACUCCGUAGAAACAGAUUCCCCCACUAGGAGGAAAACCAACUUAGUCAAUAAUAACACCAAAGAAAGCCAAAUAAUAAACUCACAAUACAAUAUGGCAUCAGAUGAAACUACACCUGAAUUAAUCAAAGUUACCAUAGACUCAGAAAUUGCUGUAAAUGGAAACGCAGAUGAAAAGUUAAGUCAUUCACUAAGUGAUACAGAGCAGAUUGAUAAUGAAAUGAGGAAACACACACAGCGCUAUCCCUUUAGGCAAGCACAGUCAGUCAUUCUACCCAGUGAGAUGGAGAGGAGAUUGUCUUUGGCGCACGUCAAAGAAAAGGGAUAUGCAAGACUUGAAGAGGAGUUAAUGAAAGCUCAAAAGGCUUUAGAAAUGAAAGAUGAAGAAGUGGAUGAGCUGAGAGGAAUCAGAGAAAGGCUAAUGAAAGAAGUCAGUGACUUCACUGCUUCACUAUUUGAGGAAGUGAAUUCUCAACUUAAUACUGCUGCCCUUAGUGAACAACAAGCAAGAAGACAACUACAAGAAGCAAACACCCAGAUUGAGGUGUUAUCCGCUGAAGUGGCAGCUCUGAAGGACUUGGUGCUUACGUCAACUCCAAGCAGUCCAAAUAAGCAUCUACAUCCUCAAAUUGAUACACCAAAGAAAGAAAAGGGGGGUAAACCAUUUUGGAAAACACAUAGGAGAUCUACAAGCCACCACCAGUUUACCAAGGAGUCCAGGGAAAAGGCUGAAGCCACCCAGCAUCAUUCACAAUUAAAAGAGAUGGACACUGUAGUAUUUGAUGAGUUUUCAAGAUGGAGAUUACAGCCAACUAUGGAGUUUGUUGGCCAGUUUUUUACAAGGGUACAGCAGGAGGAUAUCCAGCCAUGUCUCAAUUUUAAAAACACUAAGCUUGCAGAUAAAAUUUUAGAAAGUGUUAAAGGCAACACAUUAUCUAUAGAACCUAUUCCUGGUGAUCAUUCUUAUCCAAGAAAGUGUUGCCUUUCUGAAACCCAUAAGCUGUGCAACUAUAAAAUAAAGUUUGAGGGAGAUGAUGAAUGGUAUUCAAUAUCCCAGAUGUCACGAAACAGGAUAGCAGCAGUUUGUGAUUUUUUCUCAUAUCUCCGUUACAUUGUGCAAGGUUUGGUCAAGUGUUCAGAUAAAGACAUGUAUGCUGAACUUGUAAGGCUCAGAGAACAAAUGGCCAUGGCCAGGCUUGGUCUAAUCUAAUCUCAUCAAAUCUCUCAUGCGCCCCCUCUUGUUGAAUCUACUGUGCCAGUUGAGACAUUACUAAUGAUAUUAACUCAAGAUUUUUUCAUGCUUGUAACAUCAUGUACUGUCAUUGGAAGUUCAUAUUUAGUUUGUAUAGUCAUACAAAUCUGCAUUGUAUGCUAGCAAACAACUAACAUUACAGCAAGAAGUCAUUUUUCUAUGCUAUUACUUUUAACUAUUUAUUUUAAUACUUUAACAACCUUUCAGUGAAUGAUUAGCAAAGUUCUAAUAUUAGCUUAUAU